This is a messenger RNA of Drosophila subpulchrella, 2144 nucleotides long. RefSeq lists its product as uncharacterized. The coding region runs from base 270 to 1916 and encodes 548 amino acids. The transcript has 3 exons. The record is from RefSeq and is a predicted model, not a curated record. NCBI's taxonomy places the organism in Eukaryota, Metazoa, Arthropoda, Insecta, Diptera, Drosophilidae.
UCACUGUUUACGGUUUUCGGUUUUCGGUUGGCUUCGCUUUGGGUUUCCAUUACAGUCCAUCGUCUGCUUUGUUGACAAAGUUAUUGCCUCUGGCUUAAUGACUUCGUAAUUGAUUUGCAUUCGAUGUGCCACAUUGAUUGGCAAUUGAAACGUAAGGCACCCUUCUCCCAGAACUCCUCGGCUGGCACUCCAAGAACCCAUUCCAUUCCGGCAACCUCUCAUUGUCACCGUUGCUAAUCAAGGUUAUCAAGGAAAUACCGGCUGUCACCAUGUCGCUGUCUGUGGCCAGCCGUCGUCGCCUCCAGACGACUAACGCUCCAUCGUCCACCGCGAACCCAUCCUCAACCUCGUCCGGUGGGCGAUACCAACUGCCAUUGUCCGUGCGGAAACAGCACUCCUUCAUCGAGCCCACGGCCAGAUUCUCGGCCCAGCAGAGGGGCUACCUCUCCAGGGGUCUCUCCGUGGGCCGAUCCAUCGAGAGCAUCCGCCAGAAGCUUUAUCCCGUGAGCAGGCAGACGUCCCUGGCCGUCGAGGAGGCCAUUCCAAGGAUCGCCCCACGCAUCACGGCCUCACAGGUCCAGGGAUUAAGGCUGAGGGACAAGAGUCUGGUGGCUUGGUCAUCCACCACAUCCUUGCUAAAGGACCAGGAAGCGGAAAGAACUUCACAGGUUGAACUGGCAGAGGCGAAGAUUAGCGGCAAGGCGGACAAGAAUCGUAUUAAUCUGAACAUAGUGCUGUCGCAGACCAUAAGGGCCACCAACGAGAGGGAGCAGGAAACGGAAGUGGAGCACGAACCGGAAGCGGAAGCGGAGCACAUUAGCGACAUCGAGGGAAGUCAUCCGGUUGAGACGCCGGACAUCCCGUUGAGCAUCUCGCCGGCCUUGACCGUCCAGAGGCGUCCGCCCCUGGUGCGUGCUAUGUCCGCUCCGGUCCGCGGAUUGGACGAGAGCAGCAAGGGCGUCAUCGCCGCCAGCAAGCGCAGCCAGCAGAAGUUGCGCCGCCGCAAGAUCUUCACGAGAACGCCCUCGUCCUCGGUGGGCGGCGGUGUGUCCGUGCCCCUAGAUGUCAUCGGCGACACCACCUCUUCGUCGUCCUCCUCCACCAUCUCCAACGGCCCCAAGAAGGCUCUGAAUCGGGCACGCAGCGUGGUUGCCCCCGAUGUCAUCACCCUGGUGUCCCUGCUGAGUUCCGAGGGCAGCGACUCCGAGCGGGAGGACAAUAGUUCGGUGGCGGUAUCGUCGCCACCUGCAGGCGGGGCGGAAAAACAGCCGCCGGGCGCCACGCAGCGAAGGGCGCCGCUGCUGAGGAAGACGGGCAAAUCGGUCUCGUUUCAAGACAGCUAUCCGCCCACCUUCCAACUGGCCUCCAAGGAGUACUCGCACAUGAUCCGCCGUGGAUCAAUAGCACCUCUGGCAGCCCGAAUUCGCGCCAAUCGACCGCCCACGGCGCCACCAGUUUCCAUUUUCCUGACCGAGGUCCAGGUCAAGAUGGACACGCAGCCGAAGAAGGAGGGAAGUGCUGAGCAACCCGUCGCCACCCUGUCGCCAGAUGAGGCCAAGAAGGAGAACAACAAUAAUGCGGCCAAUUGUGAGGAGCAACCGCCGCAGCCGGAUCACAACUAUCCGGCGUAUGUGCGGAGUCUGAAGGAGCGGGAGUGCUGGAAGUUGCAUCAGAAGAUGGGUGCCAAGGGAGUCAGUGUCAGCUAUGAGACGGUACUGCGGGGCAUGCUCACGCCCACGGAGUUUAGGCACUUCCAGAGGCAGCGGGAACAGGAGGAGGCCCGUGUCCUCGAGGAGGCGGAGGCCGCCGAGGCAGCCGCCGCAGCCGCAAUCCUCGAGAGCGGCGAGAAGGAGGGUCGCAAGCCCCCCGCCACGGCCAUCGAACGUCUCUCGGAAGCUUUGCUCCAGAGCAAGUAGAAAGUCUCCGGACAGCAGAAGCCUCUGCCGGAAAUAAGUUCCAAGCCGAUGGAACCCGACCAUUAAAUUGCAUUUGCCCCUAGAGGAUGUAGUCGUAGUCGAUCACUCGUUAAAACGCAGUCGCACCCCGCUGAGACACCAAUUCGGCGUCCACUUGUAGUUCUAGAUGAUAACCCCAAAACCGUAGAGCCCAUAAAACGCGUUUGUAUUGUGGGACCCAAGCUUACG